GCGAGCUACAUCUUCUCUCUCCGUUUCCGUAUUCCCGAAAUACCCCUCUUCCCGAAAUGCCCCUCUGAUAGCAAUCGUCUCCCUCCCUCGCUCCCCCAAAUUCCCAAGCCCUAAUCCUCUCUUCUCGCCUGCCCCAGUGGAGAGCUCUUAUGAAUCAGCGGCACAUUCAUGCUUUCAAUGCUCUGUUGAUUUCUCUGGCUUUCUGGGUCUUUCCUGAUUUUUUUUCUCUCUCGAAAGGUGGUACAAUCUAAUGGAUGAAAUAACCAAGUAGAGAAAUCAUGUUGCGCUUUUAAGUGAAUCAAACUUCUGGUCUGAGAAGUGAAUGAAAUGAUGGCAGCUGGCCAACAAAAGAAGAGAUUAACAAGCUCUAAUCUGCAUGACCAAUAUAGAGGGAAGAAAAAGAAGCAGAAGCAGCAGCUGGAUCCCUCUGAUUAUGUAUUGAAUUUCAGAUCUCAUGUGCAGCUCGAGUGGGAUGAUAGUCGGAACAGAGUCAUAGGAAAGAGAGAGCAAGUUGGGGUAACAUGGACAGACAUGGCUCCUUUCAUUGAUUCUCCUCAUCCACACUAUUCAGGUCUAGCUGAUGUCCUUUCUGUGCCUCCAACAAUUUUUGAUCUGGAAAAUUUGAUGGAGGUGCUCUCUUAUGAGGUUUGGGCCAAAUUUCUGUCUGAAUCAGAUAGAAAGCUUCUCACUCAAUUCCUUCCUAGUGGGACCAGUGGAGAACAAGUACUGAAGCCAUUGCUAAUGGGGGAUAACCUUCACUUUGGAAAUCCAUUUCUCAAAUGGUCUACUUCACUUUGUUCUGGUGAUCUUCAUCCUGAUAAAGUUCUUCAAAAAGAACGGCACAUCAAAGCCGACAAGAGGGCAUAUUAUUCAGAGUUGAGCAAAUAUCAUAAUGACAUACUCGAAAUUCUUAAGAAGUGGAGGGAACAGUGGGCUAGUUGCAAGGAUCCAGAGAUAUCGUGGAGGAAAGAGUUCACCAAGCACAACCAAGAAAUUGUAUCAGUUUCAACAGAAAGGACUGUUGUUCCCAUCUCCAAGAAAGAGAUUCCUCAUGAAAAUUGUGUUCCUGGAGGUGAUGUUGGUAAAUAUAUGUCCUAUAUCAAGAUAAGUAAACAGCAGCUCCAGCUCAUAAAAAAUUUGAAGGAAAAUGGUGACGAGAUUCAGCCCAUUUCCCUCAACCGCGUGCUUGGUGAUAUCAAAGACUUUGUUGUGGAACCAUAUGCAUCAUUUGAAAUGGAAGAAAGGAAGAGGUUUAAUGAUCACUGGUUAAAAGUUGUUAACAAAGAUCUCUCAACAGCUUUUAAUAUCUGGAGAGACAAGAAGUGGAAGAGAGAAGAAUGGAGCAAAACUUUGAAGCAGGAACUUACUGAAAAGAUGAAACUACGGGGUAAGGAGGGAACCAAGUUGGUGAUUUUAGUCGAAAAACAAAUGGAAAAUGGAAAUUCUGACCCCUGUAUGGAUAGUGAUUUGAUAAAUCAAGAAAAAGUGAGCUCCCUAGAUAUACCAGAAUUGACUCGGAGUUCUCUAGUCUCUUCACGUUUUGUCAAAAAAAGAAAUCCUUUGGAAGGUGAUGCUAAAUCACAGGAUCAAGCAGUAGUGUGUCAAGGCACAACAAAACCAGCAGAGGAUUCUUCGGUCAUUCAAAAGUUUCUCGGAAAAAGUAAUCCUCCAGAUAGUACCAUGGAACAGAAGGUGUCUGCAUCAUUCCCGGACGACAUGUGGCAAUCUGUUACUACUCAGGAUUCAUGCUAUCAGGCUGCUGAAGAGAACCAUAGAUAUCCGUCUGCUAGUGGGAUUUCUCUUGGACAACUUCAGCCUACUGCACAGGUGAUAGAUUUGGAAAGAGAUGCUCUAGAACAUGACACUAGAGACGAUGACACAUCCUCACUUUGUUCAUAUGCUAAAAAGAAACAUGAUGAGCUCCUUCAACCUUUUCCAAAUGGACCUGGGACGAUGCCCUCAUACAUCUUGAGACAAUUUCAGGAGCAACGAGGUUUGGUGGAGCAGAGGCAGGCCAGAGAGAAAGAGCUUUACAUUCAUCAAAUAAUGAACAAGAAUGUCUACUCUAAUGGGGAAUUCCCAGGGCGAACGCAUAUUGCAUCAACUGAAGUGCAGGACUUCUCUGAAUUGCCAUCUUCAACAAAUGGCGGGAUGGCGAGCCAAAGUUGGUUUUCCGAUGAUCAUCUGCCGUCUAACGGGUGGCCUGGAUAUGAAUUGUCAAACAAUGGUCAGAAUUUGGGAGAUGCUCUCAGUGCAGAUGGGAGUCUCUUCAGUGUUCUAUCUGAAUGCAGAAAGUUGCCAUCUCGCCCAUCUUACGCCGAAACUACAAGUUCAGAACGGUUCAUCCAAGCCGGGAAUUUUAGUGGUGCUGAGAACAUACGUGGAUUCCCUGCUCGGCAACCCAACAGCUCAACUCCCAGUGAUGCAGAUGAGGUCUCUCCGGCCUUAGAUAACGUCUCUUGGAACUUUUCGCAUCAGAAUAAGAUGCCUUGGAAGCACUAACAUUAAGGUUUUGGCUUCAUUGGCAUGGUUAUUAGGUUUUUGUACAUAUGCAUCUGGGAGGAACAAAGUUGGUCGGUCGCUUUUCUCGUUCAAAAUACGAGCUCUUUCUGUAAAAUUGUCUGGCUUCUUGCCUCACUCUUUUUUUCAUUCUAAAUAAGAUAUAACUGGUUAUUUUCCA
Molecule: messenger RNA, 2680 nt
Organism: Dioscorea cayenensis subsp. rotundata (Guinea yam)
Lineage: Eukaryota; Viridiplantae; Streptophyta; Magnoliopsida; Dioscoreales; Dioscoreaceae
Cellular component (GO): Ino80 complex
Source: RefSeq, a predicted model, not a curated record